Messenger RNA from Aplysia californica (California sea hare), 615 nucleotides. RefSeq names its product myotilin. The record is from RefSeq and is a predicted model, not a curated record. Lineage: Eukaryota; Metazoa; Mollusca; Gastropoda; Aplysiida; Aplysiidae. Gene Ontology annotation, cellular component: plasma membrane; axon. Gene Ontology annotation, molecular function: cell-cell adhesion mediator activity. Gene Ontology annotation, biological process: axon guidance; dendrite self-avoidance; homophilic cell-cell adhesion.
ACCGCCAGGUGGCAGUUCGUCUGGUCAGCAAUGAGGAGUGGGUGGAGAGAGGCAACACGGCCACUCUGGAAUGUUCCACUUUUGACUUCAACCCGUCGGACCCGCCCCGCAUCAGCUGGAUGUUCAACAAUCGACAUAUGGAGAACCAGCGCCGCAAGACAUUGGUGGUCCCGGCGGUCGAUCCGAGGACCCACGAGGGCACCUACACCUGCACGGCCCAGGAUUCCUUCACUCAAACCAGCAGCUCCUUCUUCCUGCCCAUCAAAUAUGCUCCGGUCAUCGAUCGACUUCCUGUGCAGACGGCGGCGGUGGGAGGUGACGCCAAAGUUGCCUGUUGGUUCAACGGAUAUCCCGAUUCUCCCGCCGAGCGGUGGAUGAAAGACGGACAAUCUAUCCCCGUGGACAGAACCAGAUUUAACCCAGCGCGAGACGCGCGCUACCACACGGGGAUCACGUCCUAUCGCCUCAAGAUCUACAACGUGCAGCAGACCGACUACGGCCACUACUCCCUCAACGUUAGCAACUCGUACGGGUCAACUACGUGUCACGCCAUGCUCAAAGACCCUGCGGAGAUCAUUGACCUGAAGCCAGCCCCCAAACAGGCGGAUCCCGAGA